AUGGAGAAAGAUGUUUUCAUUAAAUUAUGCGAUGAAUUGGAAGCUAAUUAUGGAUUUAAGGGUUCAAAGAGAAUGUGUGCUCUUGAGAUAUUAGGCAUGUUUUUAUUUACAUUAGGUCACGGUGCUGGAAACCGAUUAACACAAGAGCGAUUCCAACACUCAGGCGAGACAGUUAGUCGAUAUUUCAACAAGGUUUUAGAUGUUUUAUGUCAUAUGAGUGUAGAUGUAUUAAAACCACCAGACCCAGAAUUUAAAGAUGUUCCUGAAGAGAUAUUGAAAGAUUCUAGAUAUAUGCCUCAUUUUAAGAACUGUAUUGGCGCAAUAGACGGUGUACAUGUGAAUGCUGUAAUUCCACCUGAAGAUCAAGUACCAUUUGUUGGUAGAAAAGGGAUACCAACUCAGAAUGUCAUGGCAAUAUGUAAUUUUGAUAUGCAAUUUAUAUAUGCAUAUGCUGGGUGGGAAGGUUCUGCUCACGAUACAAGAAUUUUCUAUACAGCUUUACGUGAUUCAACUUCAAAUUUUCCAAAACCUCCCCAAGGAAAAUAUUAUUUAGUGGAUGCGGGAUACCCACAAAUUACAGGUUUUUUAGGACCAUAUAAAGGCCAAAGAUACCAUCUACCACAAUUUCAACGAGGUAGCAAACCUACUGUUAUAAAGAGGCAUGCAAAACGUGAUCGACAUUUUGAGAAAAUUAGAGAUAAUCCAUAUUAUUGUGUAGAAGAUCAAACUAAUAUUGAAGAUGAAGAUGAGACAGCUAGAGCUUCAAAUUUAAAUGAAAUGGACAAUACUAGAGAUCUGAUUGCUGCAACUUUUUCUCACAGCACAGCUACAGCUGCUUUUUCUCACAGCACAGCUACAGCUGCUUUUUCCCACAGCACAGCUGUACCAAACUGGCCCUAA
Molecule: messenger RNA, 900 nt
Organism: Humulus lupulus (European hop)
Lineage: Eukaryota; Viridiplantae; Streptophyta; Magnoliopsida; Rosales; Cannabaceae
Exons: 5
Coding region: 1-900 (299 amino acids)
Source: RefSeq, a predicted model, not a curated record